GUGUUCGCGCGAGGACGUUCCGUAGCAGAAUUCCCGCUUUUGGUCAUAUAGAAGAAGGUAUCGACGUAUUAAAACCGCUCAGAUCCUCGUUCAAGCAUCUAUAGACAUUUGGACAUUGCCUUACCAGCUAUUCAACAGCUUACAAACAUGUGGAUUUACAAAAUUCUGCUCUGCGUAGCUGCGGUAGUAUACUCAGAAAGCAGGAGGAAUGCCCUGCAGGAUUACCAGAAGACCGAUGGCGUGCGAUUGGUUACCUCGCGAGACUACGUCUACGAGAUGAAAAAGAACAAAAGCGUAGGCAGCUGUGCCCAGCGCUGUGUCCGAAACAGAAGGCUCAGCUUCAACUGCAGAGCAUUCAACUUUGAUCAGAAAAGCAAGAGGUGUUACCUGCUCUCCUUUGACAGCCUCACUGCUGCCGUCGACAAACAGACAGACUUUAACUUUGACCUUUAUGAGAAGAAAGACUACGUGAGAGAGUGUAUUAUCGGCACUGGUGUAAACUACAAAGGGAAGAGAUCAGUUACCAAGAGUGGAGUAGAAUGUCAGCGCUGGGAUUCCACAAUUCCCCAUGAACAUGACUUCAUCCCGAGGAGGAACAAAGGCAAGAAGAAUGGCAGGGGCCUGAGGAAAAAGGACCUGAUUGAAAACUUCUGCCGUAACCCCGACAAUGCCACCACCGGGCCGUGGUGUUUCACGACGGACCCAAAACUCCGACACCAAGGCUGCAACAUUCCGCAGUGUUCCGAAGUGGAAUGUGUGACGUGUAAUGGGGAGAGUUACAGAGGACCCAUGGACCACACGGAGAGUGGGAGAGAGUGUCAGCGCUGGGACCUGAACCAACCCCACGAACACCGCUUCCAUCCCAGCAGGAACCCUGAUAAAGACCUGAGAGAUAACUACUGCAGAAACCCAAACGGACGACUCAGACCAUGGUGCUUCACCACCGACCCCAAUGUACCAUGGGAGUACUGCAACAUCAAACAGUGUGAUUCAGACAGUGGAAGUGAUAUUGAGACAACCACAAAGUGUUUCCAUGGUAACGGUGUGAGGUAUCGUGGGACAGUGGGUGUGACCCCAGAGGGUGUGAUAUGUCAGAGAUGGGAUUCUCAGUACCCUCACCAGCACCCCUACACACCACAGAACUACAGCUGCAAAGACCUGAGGGAGAACUAUUGUCGGAAUCCAAACGGUGACUCUCUCCCAUGGUGCUUUACCACAGACCCUAACGUUCCCAUAGCAUACUGCACCAACAUCCCACGAUGCCGUGCUUCCACUGCCGAACCAGAGGAGUGCUACACAGGCGUUGGUGAGCGGUAUCAAGGCAGCCAAUCAAAAACCAGAUCAGGAAUCCCCUGCACCCCGUGGAAUGACCGCAACUGGAAUUCCAACAUGAUUACAACGGGGCUGGAGGGCAGCUUCUGCAGGAACCCAGACAAUGACCAGCACGGCCCCUGGUGCUUCACAGAAAACCCCGACGUUAAGUGGGACUACUGUUCUGUCAAACCUUGUGAAGCCUUGUCAACUUCUCAAAACACAAAUACAGGAGACGGGAGGAGUUUGUCGUGUUUUAUCCAUAAGAGAGUGCGCAUUGUGGGUGGAGGACCCAUUGACAUCAGAGAUGGGAGCUGGAUGGUCAGCAUACACAAAGGGAACAAGCACUGGUGUGGGGGGACACUGGUGAGGGAGGAGUGGGUGCUGACAGACAUAGGCUGCUUCUCUUCAUGCGUUCCUGACCUAUCAGAGUACAGCUUAUGGCUGGGCACCACCCAUUUUAACCAGUCUGAACAGAGUAAAUCCAGAGGUCAGCAGCUACGCAUCGCCCAGUUAGUCUGUGGUCCUGAGGGAUCUGAACUGGCCCUACUCCGCCUGGAACAGCCUGCUCAUUUCACAGAGUAUGUGAGGGAGAUCCAGUUGCCUCUGUCUGACUGUGCCAUGGGAGAGGGGACUGUCUGCUCCAUGUACGGCUGGGGUGAGACCAAAGGCACGGGUCAUGAGGACACUCUGAAGAUGGUAAACUUGCCCAUUGUCAGAAAUGAGAAAUGUAAGGAGCUACACAGGAGGAGCAUCCAGAUCACGGAGGCCAGGCUGUGUGCAGGGGGCAGGGAGAACGAGGGAAGCUGUGAGAAGGACUACGGAGGGCCGCUGGUGUGCCGGGAGGGUGGCACGAAAGUGAUUGUGGGCGUCAAUGUUCGGGGCAGAGGCUGUGCCCGUCGAGACCGGCCGGGCAUCUUUGUGAACGUGGCGUUUUACGCCAAGUGGAUCCACAAAGUCUUUAAGUUCUACUCCCAGUCAGAGAUCUGACAAAGCCGUCGGCAGAAUUCCCCGUUAGCGAUCCAGCCUGUGAGAAGAGCGCAGGCUCUCAGUCCCACUUACCAACAUGCACUGUAACCCUCAACGCCAAAGCCAGGACACGUCCUACAGCAGCUUUUCUUCACAUCGUUGUGCCGAAAAUAAGGAUUCGACAGCUAAACCAGGAAUUUGGGCCCAAACCAGAUUUUUGGCUCUCCGUGGAUCUAUGUUUUUAGAUUGGGCCCGAUAGCGGAUUGCUAAUCAAACGCCCGGUCGCUGUGGAUUUGUUUAUCAUUCAGAUGAUCUGAGUCUAGCACAUGUGAGAGAGAGAGUGA
Messenger RNA from Chanos chanos (milkfish), 2624 nucleotides. RefSeq names its product hepatocyte growth factor b (gene hgfb). The coding region runs from base 148 to 2301 and encodes 717 amino acids. NCBI's taxonomy places the organism in Eukaryota, Metazoa, Chordata, Actinopteri, Gonorynchiformes, Chanidae. The record is from RefSeq and is a predicted model, not a curated record. Gene Ontology annotation, biological process: proteolysis; hepatocyte growth factor receptor signaling pathway; positive regulation of protein phosphorylation. Gene Ontology annotation, molecular function: signaling receptor binding; serine-type endopeptidase activity. The transcript is spliced from 18 exons.